AUGCCCUCGGAAGAGGCCACCGAUGAGCUCGUCGCUCUUUCAUCCAUCCUCGGUCCUGACCUGUGGGUCGACAGCGAGUCGGCAGGGAGGAUCGUGAUCGCCGUGACGCCAGAGGUGGUCGACGACAAAGAAGUGGUUGGCGCGAUCGCGAUGGAAGUCAGCCUUCCUUCUUCGUAUCCGUCCAGCGCCGCCCCCAUCAUAACGUGCUCGAGCCUCGCGCAGCACGCCGACCUCUUUGAGCACCGGUCCGCUCCCAAAGGAGGGUUCUUCGCACCGUCAGCGGAGCAGGCGAAAGCGCUCGCCGCUUCGGUGGCGGCGGCUGUGGAUGGCGGCCAUGGCGACGUGGUCGUCUUUGACGCCGUGGCGGCAGCGCGCGAGUGGCUCGCGACCAACGCAGCGUCCAAAGCCUCCGACGCCGACGAUAUCUGCGCGAGACUCGCAGACGCAGAGGUAUCGGAGAACGACCUCGAGCUGGACGAGUCUGAUAUGGACGAGGAGCUCAUCGAGGCGUUGUUGGAGGUCCUUCCCGGCGACAAGCGGCUCCAGGCGGCGGCUCGGCUGCCGUCGGGGAGUGCGCGGCAGCGCGAGGCGAUCAAGGCCGUCUGGCUCAGCCUCACCCCGCAGCAGCGGCGACAGAUGGUGGCCGAUAGCGACUCGGACGGUGAUUUUGAGGACCUGGACGAGGAGAGCGAGGAGAGCGAGGAGGAGCAUGCACCCGUCAAGAGGAGCAGCGGCGGCGGCGGCGGCAAGCGCAAGGCGCCGUCGCUCAUGCCGCCGCCCCCCGCGCAGCGCGCCUGCCAUCGCGGCCAUCGCCUGACGCCAGUCAACAGCAAGCCGCGCGACUACCGCCACCUGGCCGCGGGCGUGGGACACUGCGACCUGUGCGGCAUCGACUUUGAGUACACUCGCGGCGGGUACCACUGCGACGCCUGCCGAGACUGGGACUGCUGCGUGGCGUGUGGGAGCCAGGGCGCGUCGCAGGGGAAGGCGGCCAAGGCGAAGAAGAAGGGUCGGCGCUGA
Molecule: messenger RNA, 1020 nt
Organism: Emiliania huxleyi CCMP1516
Lineage: Eukaryota; Haptophyta; Isochrysidales; Noelaerhabdaceae
Exons: 1
Coding region: 1-1020 (339 amino acids)
Molecular function (GO): protein binding
Source: RefSeq, a predicted model, not a curated record